GUGAUUAGCCCCUGCCACUCGCGCCAAACUCAAGCUUGACUGAAAGUGUCAAACAUGUCUAAAAAGAAAGGACUUAGCUUGGAAGAGAAAAGAUCUCGUAUGAUGGAAAUAUUUUUUGAAACUAAAGAUGUGUUUCAGCUGAAAGACAUUGAAAAAAUCGCCCCCAAAUCCAAAGGAAUCACUCCCAUGUCAGUGAAAGAUGUGUUGCAGAGUCUGGUGGAUGAUAACAUGGUGGACACAGAGAGGGUGGGCACCUCCAACUAUUACUGGGCAUUCCCCAGUAAGGCCCUGCAUGCCCGUAAACGCAGAUUAGAAGAGCUGGAAAGACAGCAUGAGGAGGGGAAGCAGCGUAAAAUAGCCCUUCAGCAAGCAGUUGACAAAGCCAAAGUUGGACGUGAAAUUAACGAGGAGAGAGAGGCUCUUCAGAAGGAGCUGGUGACAUUGAAAGGUCAAAGAGACCAGAUGAAGGCUGAACUGGAAAAAUACAAAGAAUGUGAUCCAGAAGUGGUGGAGGAGAUGCGUAAGGCCAAUAUUACAGCAAAGGAGGCAGUGUCUAGGUGGACAGAUAAUGUUUUUGCAAUCAAAUCUUGGGCAAAGAAGAAGUUUAGCUUCGAGGACAGUCGUUUAGACAAAGCUUUUGGAAUACCAGAGGGUUUUGACUAUAUUAACUGACCAAAACCCAUACACUUUUGGAUCUUAAGAUUUUUUUUUUUUUACUGCUGUUCAGUAAAUUUGUUUUGUUCCCCUACAUUGGUUGAUGCACACAGAUGUGACUGUUUGCUUUACAUCUUAUCAAUUCUGCAUGUUUAGGACAAAGCAUUGACUCAUUAACAUUGUGAAGAGUUUGGUGGGCAUUCUUGGGGGUUCCCCCAUCCUUAAAAUUUUAACCCUAUCCAAGAUUGAUUUGUCAGCAUAAAAGUGUAAACAAUGGUGAAAAUGCUCCUGGUGUGUAAGUGGAGAAGGUGCUGUUAACCCUUGGCAACUCUGAGUCUUUCAGACUAUUUGGACACCUGUUGACAGAGAAACAAGUGCUGGGUUGAAGGGAUAGUUUAUCGAAAAAAUGAAAAUUCUCUCAUCAUUUACUCAGUUUCAUGCCUUCCCAGAUAUGUAUGACUUUCUUCUGCUGAACACAAAUGAAGAUUUCUAGAAGAUCUCAGCUCUGUAGGUCAUUUCAGUGUAAGUGAAUGUUGGCUAGACCUUUCAAACUCCAAAAAUCAGCAUAAUUUAUGACUCCAGUGAUUUAAUGUAUUUUGAAGUGAUGCAGUCACUUUGCGUGAGAAACAGAUUAAUAUUUAAAUACUUUUACAUUAAAUCUCCACUUUCACUUUCAGAAUGUGAAAGUGAUUCAUAUUUUUUAUAUAUAUAUAUAUAUAUAUAUCUCACCCAGACCUAUAAUAUCGCUUUUGAAGACAGAUUUAACCACUGAAGUCUCAUGGAUUACUUUUAUGCUGCCUCUAUGUGAUUUUUGGAGUUUGAAUGGUCUGGUCACCAUUCACUUGCAUUGUAUGGACCUAAAGAGCUUAAAUAUUCUUCGUUUGUGUUCAGCAGAAGAAAGUAAGUCGUACAUAUCUGGGAUGACAUAAGGGUGGGUAAAUGAUGAAUGAGAAUUUUCAUUUUUGAGUGAACUUUCCCUUUAAUGAUUUGAGGUGCACAUCAAAGGUCAAUUCAAGUUGAUAAACCAUGGGUUGAGUUUUAGAAAUGUAACCACUGCUGCUUGUGUUGAUUUUGAUGUAUGUUCCUUUAUUCUUAAAGUUUUUUGACUGUGUAAAAUGAGUUAUUCCAGAUGUACAGUCACACAUUUUUUGUUUGUGUUUAUUAAGUUUAGUGGACUCACCUUUUCACAAGACAUGUUUUCCACAUACUUUAAGAAAAAGUUGUUAAUGACUCUGUGUAAUAUGAUUUAAUAAAAGU
Molecule: messenger RNA, 1911 nt
Organism: Myxocyprinus asiaticus (Chinese sucker)
Lineage: Eukaryota; Metazoa; Chordata; Actinopteri; Cypriniformes; Catostomidae
Gene: mnd1
Product: meiotic nuclear divisions 1 homolog (S. cerevisiae)
Exons: 8
Coding region: 55-672 (205 amino acids)
Biological process (GO): reciprocal meiotic recombination
Cellular component (GO): nucleus
Molecular function (GO): double-stranded DNA binding
Source: RefSeq, a predicted model, not a curated record